Leptidea sinapis is the source of this 1782-nucleotide messenger RNA. It is a transcript of the gene Pex10, whose product is annotated as peroxisome biogenesis factor 10. Bases 212 to 1030 code for a protein of 272 amino acids. Lineage: Eukaryota; Metazoa; Arthropoda; Insecta; Lepidoptera; Pieridae. Gene Ontology annotation, cellular component: peroxisomal membrane. Gene Ontology annotation, molecular function: zinc ion binding. The record is from RefSeq and is a predicted model, not a curated record. The transcript has a single exon. Gene Ontology annotation, biological process: protein import into peroxisome matrix.
CUGUCAAGUAACAAUAUUUUACAUUUUAAUGUUAAAAUAAUAGUAAUAAAAAUUUAUAUGAAAAUAAAUAAUAAGUAUGGAUAAUAGAAGUCACAACUUAACAUUUGAUUUGAAUGGAGUAACUUUUUACCGUGGAAAAUAUAUUUAACGGUUAUUUGUAUAUUUAAAUAUAGUUAAUAUAUCCUUGAUUAAAGAUUAUUAUUCAGAUAAGAUGGCAUUACCUAGAGCGCAGCCUGCAGAAAUAUUACGAGCUUGGCAAAAGGACGACCUGUAUGAACAGAAACUAGCUGGAUCGUUAGCAAAAUUUGUAUCGCCACAGUAUGUUUCCAAAACAGUACCAGUGUCGUCUUUGCUGUACAAAUCAUUGACAACAUUACAGGAUCUUCAAACUUUGGGUGAAGAGUAUUCUGGUAUAGUUCAAGUUGAUGACACAUUCCAUAGACUGCCAUCGUUUUUUAGUCGUCUAUUAAGUAUAAUUCUAUCCACAUUUGGUGAAGAUAUAACUAAGAGACUAUUGAAAAAUGCUGAAGAUAAAGUUGUAAGAAGUGCUACACUAAAACCAGAGGCACAGAAUUUUUUUUUAAUAAUGCUCAAGGCAAUGGGUAAUAUUACAUCUAAAAUCACAAGUAUCCAUAGAGCUCUAUCUUACAUCAGUGGAGGUCCAAUACAAAUUGGAAAAACCCUAAUGGGAAUUGACUAUGUGCAUGUUAGGCCUGCUGUGGCUUAUCAUGCUCAUUUGAGAUUAUUGGGCUUUGUAACACUUGUCCAUGCAUUUUUGAGCUGUGGCCAUAGUAUUUAUCAAGCUAAAAAACAUUUUGAACAAAUGUCUGAUUUUCCUAAUGAAGUGGAUAGCAGUAAAUCAUGUGUUGCUUGUUUAGAAGAGAUAGUUAAUCCCUGUGUGUUACAAUGUGGUCAUUUUUUCUGUAUGCAGUGCUGCUAUGGGCCAUUAGAAAUCUGUGCUCUUUGUCGGACACCAUUUACAAAGAACACUGUUGUACCACUUAUGAAUUUUGCACCCGGUGUACAUUAGUGUAAUUUAAGACAUAUCUUUAAGUCUUGGGAAAUGGAUUAAUGAAAGUUUUGUUGUGUACUAGGUGGUAUUUUAACCUCGCAAAACUGUGCACCUUGCAUUAUAGUAUGUAAACUUUUAUCAGAAGAAUAUCUGUAAAGUGUACUAUUACGUGUCACAUAGUGUGAAAUUUUUGGUGUUAGAAGUAUUAUUUUUUGAAAUUAUUUAUUUACAGAAUGACAUUGAAUAGAAAAACAAACUAUUCAUAAUCAUUUUUAUUAAACAUAUUACGGUAAAAAUAAUUAACAAUAAAGAAAAUACCAAAGUAAAUCAUAGUAAUUAAGAGAUUCAAUAUAUUUGUACAAAAUAACAGGUAAAGAAGAUUUUUAUUCUGUAAAGUACCAUUUUUAAGGUAUAGACACUUUUUAUUUUUUGAAAAAACAAAACCAUUUUAACUCUUUAAUAAAUGUUAUGUGUAUUCUUUUAUUUUACUUUUUACAAUAAACUGCCAAGUAGCACUCUUCAUGGUGGCCUAUAACUUAAAGUAAAUUAUGUUAAUUAUUAAGCAUAUGUAUUAAUAUUGUAAUAUAUAACAUUAAAUAAGCAAAAAUUCGCUCACAACACAAAUAUAUUAGUCUACCUUUUACCUUAGUGUACAAAAAUUUUCUGUGUGAUCAAAAAUUACAGAUCACAAUUUGAAUGGUAUAAUGUUGUCUACAAAAUGCUGCAACAUUUUAAGAAACAAUACUGGAAUUACAGAUAUGUUAACAUAA